This is a messenger RNA of Phanerochaete carnosa HHB-10118-sp, 1791 nucleotides long. RefSeq lists its product as uncharacterized. The coding region runs from base 304 to 1029 and encodes 241 amino acids. NCBI's taxonomy places the organism in Eukaryota, Fungi, Basidiomycota, Agaricomycetes, Polyporales, Phanerochaetaceae. The transcript has 2 exons. The record is from RefSeq and is a predicted model, not a curated record.
AUUUAAUUCUGCGAAUUGAGACAAUUAUACUUCCCGCGAUCUUGAAUUCAACGCCAUCGUCGUGCGGCGCAUCAGCUCCUGCAAUCAGGUAGAUUGGAGACGACCAAUCAGCUGCUCGUAUCCACGAAUCAGCCUCCAAAUCAGAGCCUUUAUCUUCACGACACUGGUCUUGUAUACCCCUGGCAAGCAACAUCACGAUUUACGGUAUCCUGCAUGCAUUGCCAUUCGCGCCCCAAGCGGCUGUGCAGUAGAUCAACGUGUCCUCCGUAGGCCUCUUCCUUAGCCUCACUACCGCGCUAUUCAAUGCCCUCGCCAAGGAGUGGCUCCGUGGUACACGCGUCGAGAUCUGUUGCCUUGGACACCGCGUUAGAACGUGCCUGCGCAUCGGGGACCCUUCGAACCGCGGGUGGUGCGGAACGUAGGGGCGACAGUCGUAGGGAUACCUGCGUCGCUCGAAACCAAGACGACCUCUGCCUCGCGGGCAUAGUCAUUCUCCUGUGGACCCUCGACGACAUCGUCACUAUCGCGAUCGCCGCCGUCAUCUCUGCCUUCGUCAUCCUGUCCAUCGCUUCCCGUCGUCGCCCUCUUCGGCCUUCGUGGGCCCGCCUCUCAGGUUAUAUCCUGAUGGUGCGCCUUUGCUCUACCAUUGGAGAAGUAUCAAGAGAUGUGUGCGAUCCAUCUUCUGCUGGCAAAUUGUGCUCUGCGGCUCAGGCGCGCUUUCUCCUCUUGCACCGAGACAGGGAGUCCAGAUCACAGUCCCGGCGUCUUUUAUGUCUAGUAUCCAUCGGAGUCUCGAAGCCUCGACUCUGCAGUCUUGCAGACUUCUCUAAAAACGACCCCCAUGUUGUGACUAGAAGUGCAAUUUCUGCAGUACCCUAUCUCCCCGAUCCUCGCACGGACUACAGCCGUAAACCCCUGCGGCCACGCAUGACGGGCUGUCGCUCCGGAUGUAUUGGCUCAACGUGGCCUCAAGUAUGGAGUGAACACGGGCGUGAAAUGAACAUCUCUCUCUUCUACGCUAUUCGAUAGCUCUCGCGACGCGACAUUGUAAACCCGCCGGUGCAGGUUGCCGACAUCGCUGUCUAGAAGACGUACGAAGUCGCGAACGCGACUUCGCGUCGUGAGGAUCGGGAUGCAAGGAUUGGGAGGACGAGCAGCGGGUGCGCCAGCUCUAGCUUCAGGGCAGCGGCCUCUUCUGCUACACUAUACAUGCCUUGCCACCUUCCCCCACCAUCGCCUACUACUUCGGGCAAGCGCUCUACAACAGUGCGCGUUUGGAGCAGCCGCCGCCGCCAUCGAAGCUGCUCAUGCCCCACCUCCUGCGCCACUUGCCCGGCAACAACAUUUAACCAUCUUUACCGUUCUACGCGCAGGUCGCCGCGAAAGACGAUCUGAAUGGGCUCAGGAUCGUGGGCCAGUACUCGGCCAUGGACAGCAAGCGCCGCUGGUCGUCGGCACGAUCAAAAGCCUCGUGCACGUCCUCACGGGCCAUGAGAUGUUUGGGACGACAUACUGACAGGAGACGAAACUGUUCAUGGGGAGCAGCGGGCUCAUUUCGGUUCUAGGGAUAGGCAUUCGUGGCCACCGCGCGUGGAUCGCAUACGCCACGCUCCCGAAGAGCGGAUUGUUGACGGAAGAGUACGCGCAAGUAUACAGACCCAUCACCGAAGAGCUCGUCAAAGACUACGUACGCUAUUGACGGCAUCCCGGGGCAGACGCGCCAAUAUUGUCGGCAACACCAUCAACAUGGUCGUCGUGCUGUGGGCCGCAUUUUAUUUGGUCAGUUGUCAU